This is a messenger RNA of Canariomyces notabilis, 2097 nucleotides long. RefSeq lists its product as uncharacterized. The record is from RefSeq and is a predicted model, not a curated record. Bases 1 to 2097 code for a protein of 698 amino acids. The transcript is spliced from 4 exons. Gene Ontology annotation, biological process: regulation of transcription by RNA polymerase II. Gene Ontology annotation, molecular function: DNA-binding transcription factor activity, RNA polymerase II-specific; RNA polymerase II transcription regulatory region sequence-specific DNA binding. Lineage: Eukaryota; Fungi; Ascomycota; Sordariomycetes; Sordariales; Chaetomiaceae.
AUGCUUGUUACCAGGCAAAGCGCUACGGAGCCGAGUCCUUGGUCUAUCAGCAAGUUUGAGACCACGUUCCGCAAGUCUGCCGAAAGCUUACGCAUGUCGAACACUUUCGACUCCGUGACGCAGUCAGACUGGCAGGGUCAGUACUCGUUUCUCCCGCCAGGAGACAGCGCCAUUUUUCCGCAGCCAUACGGGCAUGUGGCGAAUUCGACCGAUAGCACGGAAUCACAGGCGCAGCCACGGAAUGUGCCUGCGCCAAGCAAUCCCCUGGAUAUUGAGGCACCAAAGACGGAGAGGUCCCCUUUGGGACACCGCCUAGAUCCCUUGGGUCUGCGGCCACCAAAACAGCCAUCUCCGAUCCCAGAGCAGCCUGAGAAUCAAGGAGAGCAGUAUGCGCAAAAGGCGGCUGAGUCGACGCAUGAAGAAUCGUUGGCCUCGACCGAGACACCAGGCAUGUCUCUCGGGUCUAACCCCUUGAGUUCCGUGUCCUCGGCUGGCCAGGUAUCCGAGGCAGCUCCAAGCCAGGCGGGAAAUGAUGGGCAAACUCUUGUCAAAGAGGAGGAGGAAGAGGUGGUGGAGGACGAAGAGAUGGUAGAGGGAGAAGGGGAAGGCGAAACACAACCUCCGCCGCAGACGGCGGCCGAGAGGACGGCUCAGCGACGAAAGAUGAAGCGCUUCAGGCUUACACACCAGCAGACAAGGUUCCUGAUGAGCGAAUUCGCAAAGCAGCCGCAUCCAGACGCGGCCCACCGAGAACGGCUCUCGCGAGAGAUUCCCGGGCUCAGCCCUCGUCAAGUACAGGUGUGGUUUCAGAACCGGCGCGCCAAAAUCAAGCGAUUGACAGCGGACGAUCGAGAACGUAUGAUCAAGAUGAGGGCAGUUCCGGAGGAUUUCGACAGCUUAGGUGCACUCCAUUCCCCGUAUGGCGCGCUUCACGGGCUGGGAACGCCCAUCACCUCACCGGUCGACCUUGGAGCUUCCUCGUAUGCGGACCAUAUGAUGCGACCGCUUAUGGUGGACGUGCGGCGUCCGGACGGCGACGAUCACCUCUCGCCCACUGGUCUGAGCCCAGCAUUUGGAAGUAUAGGCUUUAACCCGUCGGCUGGACUCAGCACCCCAGACAUCCUGUCACCGCUUUCCCCCACCUCGACCGACCGUUAUAGCUACUCAAGUCAUCACUCAACAGCGCCUCUGAGCGCAGGGCCGAGGACGUCGAACCCGUUUGCCCGACAAUCGAGUCUAGAUUCAGGGAUUCAGUUGCAUGGCCAUCAUUCGCGACAGCAAAUACGACCGUUACAACCCCUACAGCUCCGCGACACAAUGAGCAGGUCGCGCUCCGAUACUCUACAGUCGCCGCUACGUUCGAGCAUGUCGUGGAAUCGGGACUCUAUUGACUACACAACCUACCAUGGUGGGAAUUCGUCUCCCCAGAUAGGAAGUCGGCAUAACAGCCUAUACCAGCAAGACCAGGUGGGGGGAACGUCGGGAAGCGGCCUAGGCGGGUACGACUCAAGCAAUUACUCUGGUUCUACCGUCCAAUCGCCAACCCACCUGAGCUAUCCAAACUUCCAGUCAUCGAGCCUACAAGCGAACCAGCAGCGGAACUCACGCCUACGGGCCGCCUCGGCGUCUCUUCCUCUGGGCCUAGACCUGCGAACACAAUUUCGAUCCGCGAUCGGCUCCGGUAGCCUGCAGUCGGCGACGCAUUCGCCGGGCCCGCGGACAGCAUCCACACCGCAGCUUGGCGGUGUCUCUUCCAGUUACACAGCGAGCUUCCCAUCGGCUCCCCUUACCGCGCCGGUUGACUUUUCCCUCCCCCGCACGCCAGGAUUCAGAUCGUCAGGCGCAGACUACUCGAUGCCCCAGAUGAGCGCUCCCAUCGCCCCGCCUAACGAUUUUUCGCACGCUUUCCAGACUAGGACGCCGAUGAGGGAUUCUUUCGGGGCCAGCGCACUAGGACUAGGCCACCAGGGGCAGAAUUCCGGGGACCGUGGCGAAGAUUUCUCGCAGGACCCGCUGGGCAUGAAGCGUAAACGGAGUUACCCGGGCACGUCUUCUGCAACGACCGCAGGGUCUGGCGGAUACGGCACGACAUCAUAG